Molecule: messenger RNA, 659 nt
Organism: Dioscorea cayenensis subsp. rotundata (Guinea yam)
Lineage: Eukaryota; Viridiplantae; Streptophyta; Magnoliopsida; Dioscoreales; Dioscoreaceae
Product: tryptophan N-monooxygenase CYP79A68-like
Exons: 1
Coding region: 46-396 (116 amino acids)
Molecular function (GO): iron ion binding; heme binding; monooxygenase activity
Source: RefSeq, a predicted model, not a curated record
AUCUUUGUAACGGUGGACAACCCGUCAAACUCAGUAGAAUGGGCGAUGGCCAAGAUGCUCAACCAGCCAGAUAUUCUCUGGAAAGCCAUCGAUGAGCUUGAUCGUGUCAUCGGCCCUCACCGCCUUGUUGAAGAGUCUGACUUCCCCAACCUCCCCUACUUGAGGGCAUGUGCCCGUGAAGCUCUUCGUCUCCACCCCAUUGCACCCUUCAACGUUCCUCAUGUCUCCUCCAUUGACACCACCGUCGCCGGCUUCUUCAUCCCUAAGGGCAGCCAGGUCCUCCUAAGAUGUGUCGGACUUGGCCGGAACCCUAAAAUUUGGGAAGAUUCGAUGAGAUUCAACCCCGACCGGCACCUUAAUGAGAAGAAUGUGGAUCUAGCUGAUCUGGAGCUCUAGUUCAUAUCGUUUUCCACCGGCUGAAGAUGGUGCAUGGGGGGGCAGUUGGGGACAGCAAUGACGUACAUGAUGUUGGCUAGAGUUUUGCAUACGUUUACGUGGAGCAUGCCGGCCGGUGAAGAGCUAGUGAACCUCUCAGAGGAGGAAAGUAGUCUCUUUAUUGAUAAACCUUUGCAUGCACUUGCUAAGCCAAGGUUGGCUUUUUUAGAGCAUUUUUAAGUAAUUACUUUUAUAAGCAUGCUUCAUGAUCACAUUGUUAGGAA